Trachemys scripta elegans is the source of this 2585-nucleotide messenger RNA. RefSeq names its product glucosamine-6-phosphate deaminase 2 (gene GNPDA2). NCBI's taxonomy places the organism in Eukaryota, Metazoa, Chordata, Testudines, Emydidae. Gene Ontology annotation, biological process: N-acetylglucosamine catabolic process; N-acetylneuraminate catabolic process; carbohydrate metabolic process. Bases 182 to 1012 code for a protein of 276 amino acids. Gene Ontology annotation, molecular function: identical protein binding; glucosamine-6-phosphate deaminase activity. Gene Ontology annotation, cellular component: cytoplasm. The transcript is spliced from 7 exons. The record is from RefSeq and is a predicted model, not a curated record.
UAUGUUUCCGGGUCACACUCCUGCUUCAGCUUGAAUUGAAGUCGGUUCAGUUUCACUCUCAGCUCGGUUAGUUCUGUUCCCGGGGGCCCUGCUCGCCCGCUGGGUGCACGUUCUUGUCUAGUAGCGGGUUCCUGUUCUCCGUUUAACCUCACUUUUUUCCUGUAAGCUGUUCACCAUCACAAUGAGACUGGUAAUCCUUGAUGACUAUGAUUUGGCAAGUGAAUGGGCAGCAAAGUACAUUUGUAAUCGUAUUAUCCAAUUCAAACCAAGUCAGGGAAGAUAUUUUACGCUUGGCUUACCAACAGGGAGCACACCUUUAGGAUGCUACAAAAAACUGAUAGAAUAUCACAAGAAUGGAGACCUUUCUUUUAAAUAUGUAAAAACUUUCAAUAUGGAUGAAUAUGUAGGGCUUCCAAGAAAUCAUCCAGAGAGUUACCAUUCUUAUAUGUGGAAUAAUUUCUUUAAGCAUAUUGACAUAGAUCCUAAUAAUGCUCACAUCCUUGAUGGGAAUGCUCCAGACCUACAGGCAGAGUGUGAUGCAUUUGAAAAAAAAAUUGAAGAAGCUGGGGGGAUUGAUCUGUUUGUCGGAGGCAUUGGUCCAGAUGGCCACAUUGCUUUCAAUGAACCAGGAUCAAGUUUGGCUUCAAGAACAAGGUUAAAGACUUUAGCAAUGGAUACCAUUUUGGCAAAUGCUAAAUACUUUGAUGGAGACUUAUCUAAAGUGCCAACUAUGGCACUAACUGUUGGUGUCGGAACAGUGAUGGAUGCUAGAGAAGUUAUGAUUCUCAUAACAGGUGCCCAUAAAGCUUUUGCUUUGUACAAGGCAAUUGAAGAAGGGGUCAAUCAUAUGUGGACAGUUUCUGCUUUCCAGCAGCACCCCCGCACUAUCUUUGUAUGUGAUGAAGAUGCUACUUUAGAACUAAGAGUUAAAACUGUGAAAUACUUCAAAGGUUUAAUGCAUGUUCACAAUAAACUUGUGGACCCGCUGUACAGUAUGAAAGAAGAAAACUGAAGGAGGAAUUGAGGAACUCCAUGUGGGUAAACAGCAACAUUUUUAGGUAGCAGACAAAGUUACUGCUAUGCAAUAUGCUGAAACCGGUUACAAUGGGAAAUCUUAAGUACUGUAUUUUUUAAAAAAUCCAGUAUCUAUACAUUUACAUUCCAUCUCUAUAUAUUGUUGUAUUGUACAUUUUGUUUUAAUAUUUUGUAGAUGUGACUCAUUGGCUGCCACAGUAAGUAAACAAGAACAGAGCAAAUGUAAAUGGCAGUUACAUACUAUGAGAAAUAACAAACAGAAGUGUAUUCUUAGCACAGCACUGUACUGUUUGACUGUGUAUGAGAAAAUUAUACUUUAGCUUAAGCAAAAUUCCGUGGCUCCACCAGUGCAAAAUACACUUCUCAUUUUUUUUGUCUCCAUAUAGACAAAAUGCUUUGGGGCUUUCACAUGUCAAACAUUACGGACUUGAACAGAUGCACAACUUUGGUUAUGAAAUGCUCUGUUUAUAUCUAAUACACAUUGCACUUUGGCUGCCUUAAAUUAAUCUUAUGCCAAUAGCUUCUGGGCGUUUAAGUCCUACUGUACAAUACUCAGGCAAAUAAAAGUAUGAAAACUGCCUAAAAAUGUAGAGGACCCUUUCAAACAGUAACAAUAACUUAUUCUUCAAUUAUGUGCACAUUAUACUUCCGCCAUAGCACUUUUGUUACGUUUCAAGUUUAUUUAGGAAUUUUAUAUUUUGGUAAUUAGGAACUCUAUAGAUAAUGAAUACAUUCAAUGUGUUCCUUUUUGGAGAUGACUAGCCUAGUUACAUUAAUGACUGUGAGCCAAUAAUUGUAAAGGCAGGUUAAUUGCAGUAAGAAUGGCUAAAAAUCCAAAUGGCUAGUAUUGAAACAAGUCUGACUGUAAACAGAACUACUUUACAGUACAAUAAUUACUUUGCAUCGGAGAUUGCUAUAAACCAACUGUUACUAAGAGUGCCACUCUUUUCUACUGUUACUCCAAGUAAAGCUUAAAUUCACAAAAACCUUACCAUGUUUGUUUUGUUUUUGAUGUGAACUGUGGUUUUGAAAAUAAACAUUUCAGGUUUCAAAAACAGGUUUAGUGACAGGGUAGUAGUGUGCCUUUCUCUAGGUAUGGACAAAGCUAACUUAUUGUGCCAGACCAGCUCCUUUAUACCAGUAGUAAAUUCCCUUUUAAAAUAUCCACUGAAAGAGAUGGGCUGGAUCUGAUGGUAUGUUCCUCUUCAUCUAUUGUAAUAUUUAAAUAGAAGUCUUAGUUUUCAAACUAGUAAUUUUCUACAGUGGAAAAACUGAAAUCCAUUCCUUAGCCAUAAAUGUGGAUUUAUAGGUGACUAGGCUCUGAGCAGUAAGCUGCUUUUUUCUGCCUCUCCUUUAAAACACAUACUUUAAUAGCAAAAUUUUACUCAAGUAUCAAAAACACAAAUCAAGUCUACUAGCCUCUUGUUAACUAUAGUUAUAUAGAAAAUAAAUGCAAAAAUAACCUCUUUUGUUGGACUGGCUGAAGAAUCCUACUUCAACACUUCCAGAAAGACUUAAGUGUGAUCCACCCUACUACACUGCCCUGUGUG